Molecule: messenger RNA, 3807 nt
Organism: Ipomoea nil (Japanese morning glory)
Lineage: Eukaryota; Viridiplantae; Streptophyta; Magnoliopsida; Solanales; Convolvulaceae
Exons: 3
Coding region: 1-3807 (1268 amino acids)
Molecular function (GO): RNA-DNA hybrid ribonuclease activity; nucleic acid binding
Source: RefSeq, a predicted model, not a curated record
AUGAUUUGUAUUAUUUGGAACUGUCAAGGCGCAGGGGGAAGAGAAUUCCACCGCGUUCUCAGGCUCUUAAUUGAAACUCACAGGCCAAGUUUGGUGGGAUUGGUGGAGCCGAAAGUGUCGGGGUCACAGGCCAACGCCAUUUGCACCAAGUUUGGGUUCGAUGAGUGGGUUCGAGUCGAGGCCGUGGGCUUUAGCGGGGGAAUAUGGAUUCUUUGGGAUAAGGCUAUUCAGGUACAAGAAGGCACUGCAGACCCGUGGCAUAUGGCUAUAGUCUACGGGAGUCCAGUCCAUUAUCUAAGAAAACGUCUAUGGAGCGAGCUACAGGCGGCCAAAAGAGCGAUCUCCGGCCCUUGGUUAGUGGCUGGAGACUUUAAUGCGGUGACCAAACAGGAGGAGACACUGAACUAUACAGACUACUCGACUCAAAGGAACGCAGAUUUUGUGGAUUGGAUUCACAGCGAGGGGCUAAUUGAUAUGGGUUUUUGUGGGCCUCGUCUAACCUGGGCAGAGCUGGUUAAGUGGAACAAAGAGGUUUUUGGGAGCAUCGAAGGCAGGAAGAAAAAUUUAUUAAACCGUAUUGGAGGCAUCCAGAGGCUCAGGGCGGACCAGCUCCAUAGAGGACUACACCAACUUGAAAACAAAUUGAAAGGUGAACUAGAGGAGGUGUUAUAUCAGGAGGAACUGAUGUGGUUCCAAAGGUCGCGCGAGGAAUGGAUCGUUUCGGGGGACAGAAACACCAAAUUUUAUCAUGCUGCAACAAUGGUGCGAAGGGCCAGGAAUAAAAUUCGUAGCUUGAAAGAUGACACUAGCGAAUGGAUUAAUGAGGGGCAGCAACUACAGCAGCAUGUGCAUAAGUUUUUCUCAAAUCUCUUUAGGGAGGAAACACCUGCACCCCGGGAAGAGGCUGUAAGAGGCCGCUUUCCUACUUUGAACUCGGCGGCAUGGCGGGUCUUCAAUAGGAAGGUAACGAUUGACGAAGUUAAAACAGCUGUAUUUGACAUGAACCCGAUGAAAGCCCCGGGGCCUGAUGGGUACCACGCAGCCUUUUAUCAACAGAUGUGGGACAUUGUAGGGGCAAGCAUGUUCGACAUGGUGGAAAAAGCAUUCGAAACGGGUAAACUUCAAGAACAUGUGAAUGAUACGCUACUAGUGCUGAUCCCCAAGGUUCAGAUGCCAGAGACCAUCAAGCAGUUCAGGCCUAUAAGCCUGUGUAACGUGUCAUACAAAGUGAUAACUAAAACUAUUACUAACCGCCUUAAGUUCAUUCUUCCAGGUCUCGUGGGGCCCUUUCAAAGCUCUUUCGUACCAGGGAGGCAGAUAACAGAUAACGUGCUUGUGUUCCAAGAGGUGAUGCACACAAUGCGGACCAAACGCGGGAAAACAGGGUUGAUGGCGAUCAAGAUUGAUUUGGAGAAAGCAUACGAUCGUCUGUCUUGGAAGUUCAUUAAUGAAACUCUUAUUGAUGCAGGUUUCGAGAGUGCUUGGGCCGGGGUGAUUAUGGAAUGCGUCCAGACAGCUAACAUGUCGAUUGUGUGGAACGGAACGCGUUUGGAAAGCUUUAAACCCCAGAGAGGGGUGCGCCAAGGCGAUGCCAUGUCCCCAGCCCUGUUUGUUCUUUGCAUGGAGCGGUUAAGCCAAGCUAUAACCGAGGAGGUGGCUAACGGUGCUUGGAAAGGCAUAAGGCUGGCUAAUUCGGGACCUAUCCUGUCUCAUUUGUGCUUUGCAGAUGAUAUGGUCUUGUUCUCGGAGGCUUCUGUGGACCAGGUAGCCGUAAUUAAAGGAUGCCUGGAUAGGUUCUGUGCAGCUUCUGGGCAAAGAGUAAGCUUAAUCAAGUCUCAAGUGUUCUUUUCCAAAAACACGAGCACUGACCUUGCCGCGGAGAUAUCAACGGCACUUAACAUUCCCGAAACGAAGGAUCUAGGCAGGUACCUUGGGGUACCGUCAAUUCACGGGCGUAUCACACAGUCUACGCAUGGUAGUCUGAUAGAGAGGGUGGCGGCGCGCCUAGAGGGAUGGAAGACAAAAACUCUCACGUUCGCCGGGAGAGUUACUCUAGCCAAAUCAGUGAUUAGCGCCAUGCCUACUUACACAAUGCAGUCUAUGUGGCUACCGAUGGGAAUCUGCGACAAACUCGAGGGCAUGAUAAGACGAUUCAUUUGGGGAGGCGACGAGAAUACCAGGAAGAUAAGCUUAGUUCGCUGGGAUAAAGUAACGCAACGCAAGAGCACGGGAGGACUAGGCCUGCGAAAUCUUAGGGAGGUCAACUCGGCCUUCAUGGCCAAACUUGGGUGGCGUAUGAAAACGGAGCCGCAUAGUUUGUGGUCCCAGGUUCUCCACAACAAGUAUGGGGCUUUAGAGGACACGAGAGGCGCAGCGCAAGGACGGCGAGCAUCGAACGCUUGGAGAGGGAUGUGUGCUGCAUCUCAUAUCCUGGACAAGGGAAUUACUAGAAUUAUACGAAAUGGCCAUAACACCCGCUUUUGGAUGGAUAGAUGGGUGAAUGAUCAGAGGUUGUACGACCACCUCCUUAAACCGUUAAGCCUGCCGGAGCUGUAUGCGAACGUGGCCGAUCUCUGGGAACCGGGAGUUGGCUGGAGGUGGAAUAUGAUCGAGAGUGUGCUACCGGCAGAAUGGAAGGCAAGAAUAAGCGCACACAUUGUUCUAGAGGACGACGAGGAGGAUGAUACCUGGGGUUGGAGUAAGGAAUUAAACGGAAGAUUCUCUGUUAGUUCUGCCUACGCUCUUUUGGGAGACGAGAGCGAGCAAGCCAACGAUAGAAUCUGGGAGGCCAUCUGGGCAAUCAAAAUUCCAAACAAGAUGAUUCACUUCCUUUGGCUUGUUAAGCAUGGGAAAGUGUUGACAAAUGUUGAACGUAAUAAAAGGCAUUUCACUUCUGAUAAUGCGUGUUCUCUUUGUGCAGGUGAACCAGAGACGCUCCUUCAUAUUUUCAGAGACUGCAAGGAGAUGGAAGGCUUGUGGGAAUCUUUGCUCCCUCAUACGACAACGCAACUGCUCCGUACGAAACCUUGGAAGGACUGGCUAUCGCACAAUCUCGAGGCAGACGGCAGAAUGGGAUUCCCAGAUGGUUGGCGAGAGACGUUUGGGGUUGCGGUUUGGUGGUGCUGGAGAUGGCGGAAUGACAGAGUGUUUGAAGGCAAGUGUACAGACACACACCGGAAAAGGCAAUGGAUUAAAGAUCAAGAUAGGGAGAUACGGGAUGCUGUGACGAAGAGAUGGUCGCCUAUUUUACGAGGCAAUGGUCAGAAUAAGAAAGUGUUCGUAUGGGACAAACCAGCUGAUGGUUGGAUCAAAUUGAACGUAGAUGGCUGUUGCAAAGGCCGUGAGAAGAGAGCCGGAUGCGGUGGUGUCUUGCGUGAUACACAAGGGAAUUGGAGGAGGGGGUUUUCGCAUAACAUAGGAGCAUGUGAAGCUAAAGAGGCAGAAGCUUGGGCGAUCCUGGUAGGGCUGCGCAUGGCCGCUCACUAUGGUGCGAGCAAGAUUGUAGUCGAAAGUGACUCCAUAGCAGUUAUAAGAGCUCUGAACUCGGGAUAUCAUGCGGCAGGAAGAUGGGGAAACAUCAUGAAAGUCUGCAAGAGGGCGAGCAGCCAUUUUGAGAAAGUGGAGUUUUCACACAUUGUCCGGGAACAAAAUAGAGUGGCGGACAAGUUGGCUGAUCACGCCCUCACUCACGCUAUGGGAAGUAAUUGGUUUGAACAACCGCCUGGUUUUGUAAGAGAGCUGCUGUGGAGAGAUAGGUAUGGUGAAAGGGUCCAUCGUCCAUGCUUGAGCAGGCCAAAUGGCGUGUAG